CAUUAAACAAUUGCAAUUUGCUUUCCACCAAACCUCUUCAAGUCUUAACAUUCCUGAGAAACUCUCCCAUAAUUUAAAACCCUCAUCCUCAUGUUUCUUCCCAGUAAGAUUUUCCUUCCAAUAGCUUUUCCAAUUCCUCAAAAUUACUUGCUUUUUCCUUCUAUAUUAAUGUUACGACUACAUUCUUCAAAAAAUUUUCAAUCCGAUUAUCGCAAUGGAUCACGAGAGGGGAGUAGAACUCCGUUGUGAGUCUAUACCGAUUUUUUCCGGCUCCGAUGAUCCCAAAAAUGUUAUUUUUUUCCAUCGGAUUCCGGAGCAAGGAACUGGCAUCCAACAUGCAGAUUUGCGCAAUUGUUCGAUGCACAGCAAUGUUGUAGCAACUGUACAAUGUAUAGAUUGUGUAAACAAUGGGAUGCCUAUCCAGUAUAGUUAUCAUUGCUCAAAUAAGUGCUACCAAGAUGCAUGGAUGAAGCACAUUAUGUAUCAUCAAUACAGAAAUGACAACAAUAUUUUUAAUGAGGAUACUAAAAAGUUGGGAAAGAUCAAGGGAUAUAAAUCUUGGCCACCUGCGGAUAUGGUUUCAUGGUUUGAUGAAAAGCUAAUAGUGGUUUUACCACCCGGAGGGGAGUGGGUUAACAGGUUGGGCUCUUUAAAUGGUUUGAUACCAUUUUCUGAUGGUGUUGGCUUUAGUUUCCAGCUGCAAUCUUCAAGCCUUUAUCAACCAGAAUUGUCUUCGUGUGGAAAAGAGAUUUUUGUGACAGACCCUAUCAUUCAAAGGCUAAAGUUAUCACCUCGUUCUAUAGUUUGGCUUCCAGAUUCAGCAGAGCAAGAAAAGUUGGAGGCUACAACAAAGGUUGCUAUAGCUGAAAAUAUUAACAUUCUAACUUAUAACAUUCUGUCAGAUAUAUAUGCUUAUGCAAACAAAUAUCCUUCCUGUCCGCAAUGGGCCUUGACAUGGGAAUACCGCCGGAAAAAUCUGCUUGAUGAAAUAAUGCUGUAUGAUGCAGAUAUUUUAUGCCUUCAAGAGGUUCAAAGUGAUCACUUUAAGAAUUUUUUCAAGCCAGAGCUGGAAAAAUAUGGCUACUCUGCUGUCUACAAGAAAAGGAUUAGAGAGGUAUACACAGGUAAUGGCUACACAACUGAUGGAUGCGCCAUAUUUUUCCGCAAUCACUUAUUUAGGCACAUCAUAUCAUAUGAGCUUGAGUACAGCAAAACUGCAUUGUCACUGAUGGGAAAACUGGAUCCAAUCAUGAGAAAUCAAGCUGGAGUUCGUGUGAUUAAGGACAAUGUAGCUCUUGUUGUCAUAUUGGAGAUGGUGGACAAUGCUGCUGAGAAUGCUUCACCUUUUUCUAGGCUUUGCGUGGUCAAUACACACAUAUACGCUGGCAGGGGUUUCCCAGAUGUAAAAUUACUCCAGGUUUCUGAUCUUAUUAAUGAGAUUGAAAAGAUUAUUGACCCAAGAAUGCCUCUCUUUAUCUGUGGGGAUUUAAACUCUCUUCCUGGAAGUGAUCCUUAUGUUCUACUUACAAAAAGUAUGGUGAAUCCUAAUUCAACAGACACAACUGAUCCAUUACAUAUAUUUGAGCGUCUCAAACUCCAACAUUCAAUGAGAUUGGCAAGUGCAUAUGCAUCUGCAUACCUCAAGGCUGUCAAUGAUAGCGAAGGAAAAACAAUGAUCACAAUGGAUCCUAAAACACACGAACCGUUUUUUACCAGUUUGAAUCAAUCCCGUGGAAGUACUCUGGAUUAUAUCUUUUACACAGAGGAUAGCUUGGAAGUUAAAGGUAUUUUGGAGCUCCCGAACUUGAUGAGUGUGGCUACACUUCCUACCCCUUUCUGGUCAUCAGACCAUAUCGCUCUAUUGGGAGUUUUUAAAAUUACAAAGCCAUUCAUUCAAUGGAACAAUGCUCUAAGAUUGCAGGGUGCAAAUGAUGGUAUGUCUUGAAGAAAUAUAGCACAUUUGUUGAAACAUAUUGAGUAUUCUUUUGUGAAUUUUGGUUAAGGAAUCAUAAUAGCCAAUAUCAUCUUACAGUCACAAUCAAUACAUGUAAUUUAAAAAAAAAAAUAGAGAUGAGUUUUUUUUGUUUUAAAAAAAAAAUUCCCAAAUAAGCUUUGGAAAAUUGAACAUUUUGAGAAUUUUUUUAAUAAUAAGCUUAUUUUGUUCAAGUUUUCAAAUUUUUUUUAACUUGGUUGUGAUUUGUGGCCCGGUGGGUUUUCUCUUUGGAGACCAAUAAUCAGAGUUGGAUAAUAUGUACCAUGUCUUGGAUCUUCACAUGUAAAUCAAAAAGUACAUUUGUAUACAUUGAGAAAUUUUCAUAUUUAUAUAGAAGUAUAUAGAUUGUUUUUAGU
Molecule: messenger RNA, 2349 nt
Organism: Amaranthus tricolor (Joseph's coat)
Lineage: Eukaryota; Viridiplantae; Streptophyta; Magnoliopsida; Caryophyllales; Amaranthaceae
Product: carbon catabolite repressor protein 4 homolog 1-like
Exons: 11
Coding region: 215-1945 (576 amino acids)
Biological process (GO): nuclear-transcribed mRNA poly(A) tail shortening
Cellular component (GO): nucleus; cytoplasm; CCR4-NOT complex
Molecular function (GO): poly(A)-specific ribonuclease activity
Source: RefSeq, a predicted model, not a curated record